This is a messenger RNA of Saccostrea echinata, 1706 nucleotides long. RefSeq lists its product as uncharacterized. The transcript is spliced from 5 exons. Bases 39 to 1208 code for a protein of 389 amino acids. NCBI's taxonomy places the organism in Eukaryota, Metazoa, Mollusca, Bivalvia, Ostreida, Ostreidae. The record is from RefSeq and is a predicted model, not a curated record.
AGAGGGAUUUAUAUCAAAGAAGAGGUUUGAUUUUAAGGAUGUAUGUCAUGUUUAUUUUCGUCUUAUCGCUUGGUUUCGCGAGCACAGUUUACGGACAAGAACAAUUGCCUUCAACAAAUGACAUCAUGAUCUCCCGAAACCUACAGCAGCAGGAACAGGGCUCCAAUAUCUUGAGUGGUGACACAGAGUCGAUAAGUGCCGGGGGACUACAGGUGGUUUAUAAUGAUGAGUUGAGGGCUAUUAUGGAUGAGUACAAUAUUACUGUGGAAGACAUACGCCGUAUGCUAGAGGUAUAUGCAAAGGGAGGUAAUGCAGAAAUAACCAGGACAAGAAUGAAUCCGGAUACAGGACUUCAAGAGAUAAUAACCCUCGACUUUGAGCAGUUUACAAGUCCUAGAAAAGAUGGAAUCUCAGACUCUACGGUACCUCCUACAGAGAUCCCACCUCCUGGACAAACACCCGAUAGUCAGACAACUAAAGAAAACCUACUCAGAAACACAUUGGCGGAUCUUAGAGGAGCGGAGGCAUACCUACGAGAGCGGAUUAAAGAUCUGGACGCACAAUUACCAGCUUUGAACAUUGCAUAUCGUCAAGGACAUAUAUCAUUACUUACUAGAAAUCAAAACGCCAUAGAAAACAGAAAAGAGCGCCGAAAGACCGAAAGAGAGCUUAGAACAAUCCUAAAGGAGAUAGAGCGGUUAACAAUGGAAGAAAGAAGAAGACAAACAUUGAACCGAAAUAUUGAUAACAGGGAGCCGACGUCAGAUUUGGAGAGAGAAAUACAAGUUAUGGAGGAACAAAAUAAAAUUUUAGCAGAAAUACUUAGGAGUAUGCCUGACACACCUAAAUUACCCAGAGAUAAGCAACCCAGAUCCGGAUCCGAUCAGUCUCCUGCUGGACGUCCCUCAACUACUUCCGGUGUCGUCGGAGGCACUGAGCCUUCUUAUGAAGCACUAAGACAAGAGGUUCUAAGAAAGAGAGCCAGAGAACUGUACUUACUCAGGCAACUAAGAAUAUUAUCUGGUAGAUUUUCUACCUUGUCUGGAAGGCGUGGCUUUCCUGUUACCAGAAAUACACUAAUAAGACGACAGCCAAUCAGAAGGCAGAUAAAUUUUAAUCGCCCACUCCAGCGUACUAACCGACGAAUGUUAACCGGAAGUGUGACCGGGGGAAACAUGAGUAUGAUUCCAAGAAGGCGAAUCAUGUGAUUUUACAAUUAUGCAGGCAACAAAAAUUAUCCGGAAAACAGACCUAUAUAGAUGUCGAACAAUUAUCCAGACAAGAAAUAAUUAUCCAGACAACAAGUAAUUAUCAUGACAAUAAACAAUAUCAAGACAACAAACAAUUGUCCAGAAAACGAACAAUUAUCCAGACAACUAACACUUAUCCAGACAACAAACAACAAACAAUUAUUCAGAUUUCAAGUAUAUACAAUUUUCAAGACUCAUCCUUAUGACAUUGCUUAUCUAUAUUAAAAAAAAACUGUGUAAUAAAAAAAAAAUAAAUUCAGUUGAACAUAAAUAAUAACAAUUGUACUUCAGUGAAAAUUCAAAAUAAAGAAGAUCAUGUACAUGUAAGGUCCCAGUCAGUAAAACUCAUAAUUACUGGACAUGAAAAUAAAAUCUGUGAAUUUUUGAGCAAAAAUAUGCAAAGAAUUAAUAAAUAUGUGUUUAAUUUUAAAACAAUUUGGUAAAACUAUCUACUAA